Messenger RNA from Daktulosphaira vitifoliae (grape phylloxera), 1973 nucleotides. RefSeq names its product hepatoma-derived growth factor-related protein 2 (gene Jasper). Lineage: Eukaryota; Metazoa; Arthropoda; Insecta; Hemiptera; Phylloxeridae. Gene Ontology annotation, biological process: regulation of transcription by RNA polymerase II. Bases 178 to 1794 code for a protein of 538 amino acids. The transcript has 4 exons. The record is from RefSeq and is a predicted model, not a curated record. Gene Ontology annotation, molecular function: double-stranded DNA binding; transcription coregulator activity. Gene Ontology annotation, cellular component: nucleus.
CGGUUUGUAUAGUAUCAUACAAAUUCUUAAUAGUGUGUGUGUGAUUGUUUCAAAGAAAAUGCAUUUUGUUUUCGGUUUAAUUAAUUUAAUAAUUGUACAUUUACUUUGAGCUUUAGUCAUUCAGUGUUAAAUAAUUUUAUUUAAUUAUUCUGAGCACCGUUUUCUAACAGAUUAUCAAUGUCUACUAAAAAAGUGUAUACUGUUAAAGACAAAGUCUUUGCUAAGGUUCGUGGUUAUCCUGCAUGGCCUGCUGUAAUAUCUGGUGUUGAAGCAGAUACACCUUCACGCCAGCGAUAUCAUGUAUAUUUUUAUGGAACUGGCGAACGAGCUGUGUGUAAGUCAGAUGAACUUUUUCCAUAUGAAGAAAAUAAAGCUAAAUUAGGAAAACCAAAUAAACGGAAGUACUUCUCAGAGGCUCUUAUACAAAUUGAAAAUGACGCUGAUAGUUCAUUCAUUACUGAUGGAAUUAUUCAAGCCUUUCAAAUACCAACUAUUGUUGAUCAAAGCAGAGAUACAACUCUUAACGAAUCAGAAAGUAUCUCUGAGUUAGAAAAAACUAGUGAUAUAAAUUCUGAAAAUGAAGGAAAAUUAACUAUUGAUGAAACAAAUGCCUCUAAAGGAAAAAAAUCAUUAGGUUUAAAAAAAAGUUUGGGACUUUCUUUGCCUAAAGGUGGUGCAAAAAGAAAAUUAUCUGAUGGAAAAUUAGAAUCACCUGCCAAAAGAGUAAUGUCUAACAAAGGGAAAGGUGUGGAAGAUAAUGACUCUAAUGCAGUAGUAAUUAUUGAAAAAAUUAAAGAAAAUGAUAUAGAUGGAACUCAGAUUUCCAAUGAGUUAUCGUCUAGUGAAGGGAAUGAUUCUUCUGACAAACAUUUGGAAACACAAAACAGUAAAAAUGAUUCUAUGUUAGAUGUAAGUGACGCUUCAAAAUCACAUUUAAAAUUAAAAACUAGCCCAUCUUCUAGUGGAGAACAGUCUUCUAAUAGCUCUAAUAUUGGGCAAGUUUCACGCUCGGGCCGUAAAAUCAAACCUAAAAAGUAUUCCGAUUAUGAAAAUGAUGCUGAAGCACCUAAAAGAUCAAGACUUAGCAAAGAUAAUAAUAAAAAUUUGGACAAGAGUAAUGUAGAUUUGGACAAUUCAUCUUCAGAACAAAAUGAGUUGACUAAAGAAUCUAUCAAAAAACCUAAGUGUCAUGCCACUUCUCUUAAUAUUAAUGAUGGUGUAACUAAAGAAAUGAAUCAACUAAGUAAAACAAUUACUGAAGAUAGUGAACUACCAGAAAAGCUCAAAGAUCUAAUGGCGGGUGCUAUAUCUAACUGUGAAGUUGAAUGGAAAAAAGUUACAGCAAGCAAAGCAGUAAAAGUAGAAUUUUUAACUACUGAAGUUGAUUUAUUAGACUGUGUUUAUCAUCUUCGCAUGGCUCUGCGUACUGAUAAAGCUGAUUGUGACCGUGCUAUAGAAGUAUUAGAUCAGAUGGCAGAAUUAAAACUAAGUACAUUAAUGCUUAAAAAACACUCUGAGGUAGUAGAUACUGUGAAAAAAGUAACUAUGUAUAUUGGUAACAUCAAAGAAUGGGGAUGUAGUGAGGAAGAAGCUAGUGCAAUUGCUGCAAAAACUGCUAAAGUGAGACGUAAAGCCAAUAUGGUGUUUAAUAAAUUUAGAUCACUUUUUACAGUACCUGAAGGCCAAUCAUUCCUAGACACGUUUAAAAAAGAAGUGGAUGAAUUCUACACUAAAACCAAACAUUUGGCAUGUGACCAAAUUUAUGGGCUCACGUCAGAAAAACAAUUAAAUUAAGUAUAUUUGUUAACUCUAUGUUUAUUAAUUAUUGUGUAGAUACAUUCAGAUCUUAAAUUGAACUUUUUAUAUUUAAAGUAUUUUAUUAUUAUUAAUUUUGACUUUAUUUAAUGGCAACAUUUGUAUUUGUAUCCAUAAUGUAGUUUUUAUCAGUUGUAAUUCGCUAUUGAGUAUGUUUA